Eubalaena glacialis (North Atlantic right whale) is the source of this 1492-nucleotide messenger RNA. It is a transcript of the gene CD4, whose product is annotated as CD4 molecule. Bases 1 to 1371 code for a protein of 456 amino acids. Gene Ontology annotation, molecular function: coreceptor activity; protein tyrosine kinase binding; MHC class II protein binding. NCBI's taxonomy places the organism in Eukaryota, Metazoa, Chordata, Mammalia, Artiodactyla, Balaenidae. The transcript has 10 exons. Gene Ontology annotation, cellular component: membrane raft; external side of plasma membrane. Gene Ontology annotation, biological process: interleukin-15-mediated signaling pathway; positive regulation of ERK1 and ERK2 cascade; T cell activation. The record is from RefSeq and is a predicted model, not a curated record.
AUGGACCCCGGAACCUCUCUUAGGCACCUGUUCCUGGUGCUGCAACUGGUGAUGCUCCCAGCCGGCACUCAGGGGAAAAACGUGGUGCUGGGUAAGGCAGGAGACCUCGCAGAGCUGCCCUGCAAAGCUUACCAGAAAAAGAACCUGCCCUUCAGCUGGAAAAAUUCUAACCAGACCAAGAUUCUGGGGCGUCAUGGCUCCUUCUUGCACAAAGCAAGUGCCUCCAACCUGAACUCUCGAGUCGAAUCAAAAAGAAACCUGUGGGACCAAGGAUACUUUCCUCUGGUCAUCAAGGAUCUUGAAGUACCUGACUCGGGGACUUACAUCUGCGAAGUGGAGGACAAGAGGAUCGAGGUGGAAUUGCAAGUGUUCAGAUUGACUGCCAGCUCGGACACCCACUUGCUGCUGGGACAGAGCCUGACCAUGACCUUGAAAGGCCCCUCUGGUAGUAACCCUUCAGUGCAAUGGAAAGGUCCAGGGAAUAAAAGGAUGAAUGAGGCCAAGAGUCUGUCACUGCCCCAGGUGGGGUUGCAGGACAGUGGCACCUGGACAUGUACCGUCUCCCAGGACCAGCAGACGCUGGUGUUCAGCAAACACAUCCUGGUGCUGGCCUUCCAGGAGGUCUCCAGCACAGUCUAUGCAAAGGAGGGGGAGCAGGUGAACUUUUCCUUCCCACUCACAUUCAAAGAUGAAAAUCUGAGCGGGGAGCUGUGUUGGCUGCAGGCAAAGGGGAAUUCCUCCCCCCAGUCCUGGAUCACCUUCACCUUGAAGAACAGGAAGGUGAAUGUGGAAAAGGCUCGCAAGGACCUCAAGCUGCACAUGAGCAAUGAACUCCCGCUCCACCUCACUCUGCCCCGGGCUUUGCCGCAGUACGCAGGUUCUGGAAACCUGACCCUGGAUCUCACCAAGGGGAAGUUGUAUCAGGAAGUGAACCUCAUUGUCAUGAGAGUGACUAAGUCCCAAAAGAGUUUGACCUGUGAGGUGCUGGGACCCACCUCCCCCAGGCUGACACUGAGCUUGAAGAUGGAGAACCAGAGUGUGAGGGUCUCAAAUCAGCAGAAGCUGGUGACGGUGCUGGGCCCUGAAGCAGGGACGUGGCAGUGUCUACUGAGCGACAAGGGCAAAGUCCUGCUGGAAUCCAAGGUCAAGAUUUUGCCCCCGGUGCUCACCCACGCCUGGCCGAAGCUUCUGGCUGUGGUGCUGGGGGGGAUCACCGGCCUUCUGCUUCUCAUUGGAUUUUGCAUCUUCUCUGUUAAAUGCUGGCACCGCAGGCGCCAGGCAGAGCGGAUGUCUCAGAUCAAGAGACUCCUCAGUGAGAAGAAGACGUGCCAGUGCUCGCACCGGCUCCAGAAGACGUGUAAUCUCACCUGAGGCCCCAGCCAGGAGGAGCUUCCCACCUGCAGCCUCCCCAGCUGGCUCCCCCUGCAUCUCCUGUUGGUCUCCUGGGCCUGCGGACCAGAUGAAUGUAGCCGGCAUAGCGCCUCUGUCUGCC